CAGAGGUUUCUCUUCACAAUCAUGGAAGAGACGAAAGCAGAUUUGGAAUCUGAAGAUGGGAGAUCAAGAUUGGGUUCAAGAUCAAGAAGAAGAAGCUUGAGUGAUGUUCCCAAUGACUGUACUACCCCUGGAUUCACUCCAUUGGCUUCUCCUCGUACGCUAAAGCCAUCAUCUCCUUUGGAGUCUUACCCACACCAUGGAUUCAAUCCUCUGUUUGAAUCAGACGGUGAGCUUGAGUUUAACAAGUUCUUCAGGUCGUCUUCUUCAUCACCUCCACCAAAAUUCAAGUUCUUGAGAGAUGCUGAAGAGAAGCUGAGGAAGAGAUUGAUUGAAGAAGCCAAAAGAAGAGAAGGCUUAGCUUCUCCAAAAUCGGACCUUUCGACU
Messenger RNA from Camelina sativa (false flax), 384 nucleotides. Lineage: Eukaryota; Viridiplantae; Streptophyta; Magnoliopsida; Brassicales; Brassicaceae. The record is from RefSeq and is a predicted model, not a curated record.